AUGUCGGAUGGCCAGCCUCAUGACACGAAGAAGGUCAAAGAGAAAGGGGUCGAAGAUGUUGAGGUCGGUGUCAGCCACCUUGAGAAACAGACCAUCUAUUCCAAGGUGUCUGUGUACCUGAUGAUGAUCCUUUCUCGUCUCGCCUUGGGUUCUGAUGGAUAG
Molecule: messenger RNA, 162 nt
Organism: Fusarium odoratissimum NRRL 54006
Lineage: Eukaryota; Fungi; Ascomycota; Sordariomycetes; Hypocreales; Nectriaceae
Exons: 1
Coding region: 1-162 (53 amino acids)
Source: RefSeq, a predicted model, not a curated record